AUGGUCUUCUCUCAGGUUCUAUUCCUGGCUCUUCUGGGGUCAGUUAAUGCCGCUACUCUUACGAAACGAUUCUCCAGUGGAGAUUUCGCCACAGGUGAAACAGAUCCGAAUGUAAGCAGCGGCUGUACCUACUGGGCCAACUCGAUUAAGUCGACCGACACCUGUUCCGCGCUAGAGAGCUUCUAUGGCAUCACAAUUGCGCAGCUAGUUUCUUGGGCAACUACUAAAUGUACCCUGACCGUGGGAUGGAGCUAUUGCGUGAAGGCCCCCGUAGUCCCAACCACUACCACUACCACCAAAAAGACAGCAACCACCACUUCUUCUACAAAAACUGCAGCUACCACAACAACGGGAGGCCCGUCUCCGACCCAGAUGGGUUUGAUAUCUACAUGUAAUGCCUUCUAUUACGUGAAAAAGGGUGAUUCCUGCUGGGUAAUUAUGAACUCUUAUGGCAACUUCACUCUGGAUCAAUUCUACUCAUGGAAUCCUGCUGUCAAGACCGACUGUUCCGGACUUCAGCCAGAUUACUAUGUCUGCGUUGGCGUCGGCGGGUCUACUGAUUCCACUACCACAAAGACCACAACCACCACGACCCCCACCAACAUCGGGCCGUCUCCCACGCAGGCUGGAAUAGCCACCGACUGCUCAACCUAUUACCAGGCCGAGAAAGGAGAUAGCUGCUGGUUAAUCGUGAACGAGAAGUAUACCUAUCUGACAACUGCUAAGUUCAACAAAUGGAACCCGGCCGUCGGCUCCAACUGCAGUAAUCUGCAGAAGGGGUACUACUAUUGCGUAGCGACCAAGACCGAGAGACCAAUGCCAAACACUAUUAGCACAUGCAAAAAGUGGCAUCAUGUUGCUACAGGUGAUAACUGUUGGUCGAUUGAACAAGAGUACUCGAUCAGUGCGACGCAGUUUGAGAAAUGGAAUCCGUAUAUAGGAUCGUCGUGUGCGUCGUUGUGGCUGGGAUAUUAUGUCUGUGUGGGUGUUUAG
Messenger RNA from Aspergillus tanneri, 993 nucleotides. RefSeq lists its product as uncharacterized. NCBI's taxonomy places the organism in Eukaryota, Fungi, Ascomycota, Eurotiomycetes, Eurotiales, Aspergillaceae. The record is from RefSeq and is a predicted model, not a curated record. The transcript is spliced from 3 exons. The coding region runs from base 1 to 993 and encodes 330 amino acids.